This is a messenger RNA of Brenthis ino (lesser marbled fritillary), 657 nucleotides long. Lineage: Eukaryota; Metazoa; Arthropoda; Insecta; Lepidoptera; Nymphalidae. The record is from the annotation of a GenBank genome assembly.
AUGAACAAAAUAAAUUGGAAAUCUUUUGUAUUCGGAGGUGCAUCCAUUUUAGGUGGAAUAUCAGAAAAAAUUACAAAGUUUACGAACAUCGUGGGCAUUAGCAAGCAGAAUGACGCAAUUAACGACGUUUUAUUCUAUGGAGCAGAAGGGGAUAAGGAAAAAAAAGAAUUAGGUUUGAACAAUCUUUUUUCUAUCUAUUAUCUAAUAGUACACGCAAGUCGAACUAUAGAUAUGUGCGUGCCAACUUUAGACAGCGAGACGAUUUCAAAGUGCCUUAUUAACACACAUCAAAAAAACCACGUCAGAGUUCGAAUUAUCGUGCAUAGUAAAGCUACUUUAAAGAGUUUACAGUCAUUUAUUGAGUCAGGAAUAGAGGUAAAGGUAAUUAGCCCGAAAAUAAAAUUGGAACAUGAAUUUUUAUUGAUAGAUGUCAAUUACCAAGAUACCAUAGCCAUUGUGGGCUCUUUAGACUACGAAGUUAAUCGUGUGAAUCACAAUAGAGACAGCACACUCCUCACUUCUGAAGCUACCCUAAUAAAGGCUCUCAAACGAGAAUUCGAUAGAAUUUGGAAUAUUCAAAGUGACCAAGUUGAUCAAACUAGCAGCCAAAAAACACAUGAAAUAGAAGAAAAAGCCAAUGAUUUAUUAAAAAUUGAA